UGGGCGGAGCAGUAGCUCGGGACCGACUCCUCUGCCAGGAGCCCUUCCUCGAUUUCCCCGGAUUCAGGCCGAGAGCCCGACUCCGGAAGGGCCGACACCAACCACUGACCGCAGCCCGCCCCCGGCCCAGGACCGGGCAAGAUGAAGCUGUACUCGGCGUACCAACAACCGAAGCCACGAAUGGAGGAACAGCUGCUUUCCCCAGUGAUGCCCCGGGCCCUGGCUGAGAAGAAUGCCCGCUGGGCCCUGCUGAUCACCCUGUUGGGCACCAUGGUGCUGUGCGCCUUGCUGACCCAGCUGCUCUUCUGGCCACGGCUCGGGGGUCCUCCGGGGGGAAAGAGCAACCAGGCACCUGGACCCAUCUGCAAGGAUCCCUGCCAGGCGGUGCUGGUGGAGAGCAUCCCGGAGGGCCUGACCUUCCCCAGCGGUCCCACGCAUCCGACCAUCAGCCAGGCUUGGCUGGACUUAGUGGCUGGAGCCCACCGUACCCUCGACAUCGCCUCCUUUUACUGGACCCUCACCAACCAGGACACACGCACCCAGGAGCCCUCUGCCCAGCAGGGGGAGAGGGUCCUCCAGGAGCUGCUGACCCUGGCCCCAAAAGGCGUAAAUGUACGUGUGGCAGUCAGCAAGCCCAACGGCCCCCAGCCCCAGGCCGACCUGCAGGCCCUCCUGGACAGUGGGGCCCACAUCCGCAUGGUGGACAUGCGGCGCCUGACCCACGGCGUGCUCCACACCAAGUUUUGGGUGGUGGAUCAGACCCAUCUCUACAUUGGCAGUGCCAACAUGGACUGGCGCUCCCUCACCCAGGUGAAGGAACUGGGCGUCGUGGUCUACAAUUGCAGCUGCCUGGCGCAGGACUUGGCCAAAGUGUUUGAGGCCUAUUGGUACCUGGGCCAAUCGGGCUCUGCCAUACCAUCCCCCUGGCCUGACAGCUACGCCACCCGCUACAGCCUCGACUCCCCGCUCCAGCUGCAGCUCAACAGCACCCCGGCCCGCGUCUACUUCUCUAGCGCCCCACCCUCGCUGUGCCCGGCCGGCCGCACUCCCGACCUGAGCGCCCUGCUCAGCCUGGUGGACGAUGCCCGCGGCUUCGUCUACGUGGCCGUCAUGAACUACCUGCCCACAAUGGAGUUUUCCCAUCCCCGCAGGUUCUGGCCGGCCAUCGACGAUGGGCUGCGGCGGGCGGCCUACGAACGUGGCGUCAAGGUGCGGCUGCUAGUGAGCUGCUGGGAUCACUCAGAGCCCUCGUUGCUGCCCUUCCUGCGCUCCCUCGCCGCCCUCCAAGACAACCGCACGCACUACGAUGUGCAAGUGAGACUGUUCAUCGUCCCCUCCGAUGAGGCUCAGGCUCGGAUCCCCUACGCCCGCGUCAAUCACAACAAGUACAUGGUCACUGACCGGGCAGCCUACAUUGGGACGUCCAACUGGUCAGGCAGUUAUUUUACACAGACGGCCGGCUCGGCUCUGGUGGUGAACCAGACGGGGGUCGCGGGGACCGCGGGGGACCAGGGGCUGCGGGAGCAGCUGGAAGCCGUGUUCCUCCGCGACUGGGACUCCGUCUACAGCCAUGAGCUGGAUGACCCCCUGGCCGCCAGCAACUCCUGCCACCUCCUCUGAGACACCCGGACACUGCGGCUGGGGGCUGGUGGGG
Messenger RNA from Tachyglossus aculeatus (Australian echidna), 1654 nucleotides. RefSeq names its product phospholipase D family member 3 (gene PLD3). Lineage: Eukaryota; Metazoa; Chordata; Mammalia; Monotremata; Tachyglossidae. The transcript is spliced from 12 exons. The record is from RefSeq and is a predicted model, not a curated record. Bases 142 to 1620 code for a protein of 492 amino acids. Gene Ontology annotation, molecular function: catalytic activity.